This is a messenger RNA of Sphaerodactylus townsendi, 1813 nucleotides long. It is a transcript of the gene ABRAXAS1, whose product is annotated as abraxas 1, BRCA1 A complex subunit. The record is from RefSeq and is a predicted model, not a curated record. Gene Ontology annotation, cellular component: nucleus. Gene Ontology annotation, molecular function: microtubule binding; polyubiquitin modification-dependent protein binding. The coding region runs from base 295 to 1335 and encodes 346 amino acids. Gene Ontology annotation, biological process: protein K63-linked deubiquitination; mitotic spindle assembly; attachment of spindle microtubules to kinetochore. The transcript is spliced from 9 exons. NCBI's taxonomy places the organism in Eukaryota, Metazoa, Chordata, Lepidosauria, Squamata, Sphaerodactylidae.
GGGCGGGCGGGCGGCGGUUGCAGAUCCCGCCCCGCCGGGCAUGGAGGGCGAGAGCACGACGGCCCUGCUGCCGGGCUGCGUCUUCGGCGCCCUGGCUUUCCACCACUGCAACGCCGACUCGGACGCGCAUGCUGGUUCAGAAUAUUGAAUCCGAAUAAGCAGUCUUAUAAUUUCCCUGCAAUAUUUCCAGCAAUUACGUUGCAUCUGAUAUAUUCUUCUUCUCUGGUUAUAAAGGAAGGCUUCCUUCUUGGGGAUGUGAAAGGUGAAGCCAAGAACAGUAUUACCGACUCUCAGAUGGAUGAUGUUGAAGUAGUAUAUACAAUCGAUAUACAAAAGCACAUUCCAUGCUACCAGCCUUUCAGCUUUUACAACUCCUGUGGAGAAGUGAAUGAACAUGCACUGAGGAAAAUACUGUUGGGUUGCAAAAAGACUGUGGUGGGCUGGUACAGACUCAGGCGCAAUACUGACCAGACAAUGACCUUCAGAGAGCAACUCCUCCAUAGGGCUUUACAAUCACAUUUGUCAAACCAGGGCCUUGUUUUUCUAUUAUUAACUUCCAUGGUAACCUCAUCCAGCUCAUCUACAUACAAACUUGAAUAUGCCUUGCAUAAACCACAAGAGGGUCUUUUCCAGAAGGUUCCUCUUGUUGUUGCCAAUCUGGGAAUGGCAGAAUUGCAAGGCUACCGAACAGUUUCUGGUUCUUGUACUUCUUCUGGCUUUUGUAGAGCGAUUGCAGAACACAGGUCAGAAUUUUUUAAUGAAGAUGGGUCUCUAAAGGAGGUGCGUAAGAUUAAUGACAUGUGUGCUACUUUGCAGGCGGAACUGAAGGCUUCAUGCAGUAAAGUAGUGGAUAGCGAAAGAUCAGUAGAGAAUCUACUCGCAGAAGUGGAUAAACUGAAACAGGAAGUAAGACGGAAAAAGGGACAGAUAAAAACUGCAGGUAUGACUAGAAAUCGCCCCGAUGAGCCAAAAGAGAACAUUUUCCUCUGUCAGGCGUUGCAACACUUUUUCCCAAAAUCUGGGCUGCAGACAAGUAUUGUUACCUUAAAAGGAAGAGAGAUUUCAAAAUACUGCUGCAACACUGACCACCAGAUCGAUGUAGCAGACCGGUUAACCUUAAUGUUAAAAGGAAAUAGUUUCCUUGAAGAUGAGACCAGGCAACUAGUUAAACGAAAAUCUACUGGGACUGCCACUGGACUAAAACCAUUCAAAAGACUUCGAUCUCUACAACUAUUUCAAAAAGAUCACGAGAACAGCGACCAGGAAAAACACGUAACGAGUAAUACUGAAAUGGAGGACAAGAUAAUGAAAGAUCCGGUGUCUCCAAGCCUCUAAUUUUUUGCAAGUGGAUAAUUUAUUACAUCGAGUGAAUGCACUACACUCUCCCUCUGCAAAAUGGUGCAUAGUUAUUCUCUGUUGAUCUAUCAUUCAAGGGUACAAACAAUAUUAAGCUACUAGUAAAAACAUAAACCAGCACUAUCCCUGUAAUCUGGGGAAAAUGAGGCCACAAUGCUUUUUCCUCAACUGAAUUUAUACACAUUUUCUCAGGGAAUAUCAUAGGACAAGAAUGCAACGAACAGCGUGUCUUGCCUUUUGAAGAUGCUGUGCAUCAAACAUUGUUAACGAUUUGAAAGCCAGCCUUGAUACAAAGAUUUCCUCUGCAAUACCGUAGAAGUCUAAUAAUCAGGUUUUUGAAACCACUGUUAAUAACUCACAACGUGCGUGAAACGAGAUCUGCAACUAAAAGUGGAAUUCUGUGCACACUUAUUCAGGAAUAAACCCCAGCGAUGUGUGGGAUUGAUUUUGAAGCAAA